This is a messenger RNA of Mytilinidion resinicola, 4099 nucleotides long. RefSeq lists its product as uncharacterized. Bases 1 to 3747 code for a protein of 1248 amino acids. Gene Ontology annotation, biological process: phosphorylation; phosphorelay signal transduction system. The record is from RefSeq and is a predicted model, not a curated record. The transcript has 10 exons. NCBI's taxonomy places the organism in Eukaryota, Fungi, Ascomycota, Dothideomycetes, Mytilinidiales, Mytilinidiaceae. Gene Ontology annotation, molecular function: phosphorelay sensor kinase activity.
AUGGCGUCACAGGCUCCGCCCAUCUCGGCCAUCUGCAGCCCGCAACCUCUUCCGAUCACUCUUGCUGAGCGCGAGCGCCAGCGGGAGAUCGCAAGCUACUUCGCCGCUGCAUCCAUCACUCCCAACUCACCAGCAACUGGCCUUCGCGUCCAACCCAGCAUCUCCCCAGACCACAUCUUGACAGGCCUCACCCAACUAGGUGCUAUUCGUCUUAACUCUAAUCGCGCAUUUGUGUCGCUCAUUGAUGGGAAACACCAAUAUAUUGUGGCCGAGGCUACCAAGACCGUCUCGAUCAAGGAUUCCAAGCGAUGUAGGCCCGGCGACGAGGUCUAUUUGGGCACCACAGCGCUUGACAUUGAUUGGGGCGUGUGCCCCGGAACUAUGCGUCUAUUCACCGACGAGACAGGAAAACUGGCCAUUGACACCAAGAACAUUACUGCUGACACUAGUCGAUACAUAAUUCGUGACUUCCAAGCGGACCCAGCCUACAGCGAACGGCCGUACGUCAAAGGAUGGCCCUAUAUGCGCUGCUAUGUCGAAGUCCCCUUGAUUUCUCCGGCUGGUUAUGUUAUAGGAAGCUACUGUAUAGUCGACGAUAGGCUUCGAGAUGAUCUCGACGACGAGUGCGUGAGCAUAUUGACUGAAACAUCCAUUGCUAUCAUGGAGCAUCUGGAAAACAUGAGGAUAAAAACCAUGCAGUCCCGCACUAAUCGUCUUCUGGAAGGUCUAGGAAUGUUCAUGGAUGGAGACUCGUGUCUCAAUAGCACAGCACGAAUGCACAAAAGACAGCGCAAGGGGCUCCUCCGAGUUGGCGAACCAGACAGCUCCAGGGGUGCUCUUCCGAUUGCCAACUUCCAGUCCAAGGACGCCAUCGGGACCUUUACACUGCCAGAUUCUGGAACAGCGUCUUCGUUCCUUUCGUCUUCCGACGGGAUCGCCGUGACGCCAUCCACCGUCCACACCAAUACCAGUUCAUUACCCCUGACAACGCCUGAUAGUGGGUCGCCGGAUCCAAUCGCUCCUCUUGAUCCUAAAAAGAACCCAAAGGCUCCUAAACAGCCUGUUGUUCCUCAGAAGUCUCGCAAGCGCAGCAUUGUCAAGUUACCAAACUCUCGCCAAAAGCAGUCAGUCGUCACACUUGAGAUUCAGAAUAUUGUGGGCGUCGCAGGAAGUCUCAUUCGUGACUCAAUGGAUAUUUCUGGCGUAGUUUUCCUCGAUGCCCAUUCAACCCAUCGAAAGACGGCCACUGAUCUUGCAUCUCCUUCGAAACAGUGUCGCGAAGCUAGUCUUACUACUCACAGUGCACUUGGCACUGAGGAUACGGAGGAUCAAAUGGUUUGCGCCAUACUUGGUCUCUCGUUGUCAGCGCAAGCAGCCAACGAGGACUUACAAGAUGAAGACCUAUUCAAUCUCCCUGAAAGGCUGCUGCAGCAAAUGAUUGAUUCUCAUCCUAAUGGGCGCAUAUUUUCAGCUGACGAGUUCGGCCUGCUCUCGGAUAAAGAAAUAAAGACAGCUGUACCCGAUCUCAUGAGUCCGUAUGAACCCAAUACAUCUCAGAGAUCGUUGGAGACCUCAAAGUUCUUUGAGGCAUUCGAAGGGUCACGAUCAAUCAUUUUCCUCCCAUUAUGGGAUGUGCAACGAGCCGGCUUCUUUGCAGCUAUAAUCGCAUGGACAACUGAUUUCGAACGUCUCUUUGGACCGACAGACCUCACAUACUUGUCUGCAUUCGGCAAUUCGAUAAUGGCUGAGGUGGCAAGAGUCGAGGCUAUGGCCACCAGCAGGGCCAAGUCUGAUUUCAUAUCAAGUCUUAGUCAUGAGAUAAGGAGUCCGUUACAUGGAAUUCUCGCCAGCUCAGAGCUUCUCAGAGAGUCUCUAGGCCCGUCAACUCAUGAUCAUGUUUCAGACAUGGUUGCCAUGAUUGAAUCCUGCGGCAACACUCUUCUUGAUACUUUGACUAAUCUUCUCGAUUUUGCUAAAAUAAACAGCUUGCUUAAGCCUCAGUCAAGCAACCCCGACGUCCCUAAAAAGUUGCAAGAAGUGGACGUACGAAUGAGUAUCAAGCAAGAUGUCGAUAUGAGCCUCCUAGUUCAGGAUGUCAUCGAAGGGGUAUACCUUGGAUUCAAUGGUUAUUCCUAUAGAACCUCUCCCAACAUGGACCAACAUAGCCGACAUUGGAUCCACUCACAGAAUCCCUCAUCUCAGGACGGUGUAACGCAAGACCCGCCGCUAGUCACAUUCGACAUCGAAAAUCGGCCAUCAUGGAUUCUAGAGCUCGAUGUCGGGGCAUGGAAGAGAAUUGUGAUGAAUGUUUUUGGCAACGCAAUCAAGUACACACCCGGUUCCGGCACGAUCCAAACGUCACUACGAAUUGAAGCUAUGCCAGGCACCACAAACGCAGUUGACGCUAUUUGUUUUGAGGUUGCCGACACAGGAAUGAGCUCCCAAUACCAGAAAGACCACUUGUUCAAACCCUUCGCCCAGGAAAAUACGCUCAGUGUUGGCACUGGUCUCGGACUUAGUAUCGUACACCAGCUCGUGACAAGCCUCAAAGGGAUAAUUGAGGUCGAAAGUGAAGCCGGAGUUGGCACACGUGUUAAGAUAUCAGUUCCGCUUGUCAAAGCUCCACCGGCUCGCAUCGUAGAGCUGGAUCUUCCCAACGUUUCGUCUUCGAUCCAAAGCCGCCACAUAUGCAUUAUAGUACCACCUACAGACUCGUCACCAGAUGACAACAAUGCCUUCAACACAUCUAGACGGACUCUGUCUCUUCAGAACUCUCUCAAAACUCUGCUGAAGGACUGGUUCGGUGCCAACGUUACCCUUGAUACGGAAAUAGGUCGGACGGAGGCUGAUCUGUACAUUACCGAGGAAUCGACAUUGCACUCAUCAAAAACUUCCUCGGUGCUUCGUGGCACAGGAGCUGCCGGCCACGAGUUAGCGCCUUUGCUCGUCCUUCGCUCGAAUUCCCACGGAGGAAAACCGAACUCGGGCUCUGAUGGGAGGAAAGUGAUCUUCAUGCGCUAUCCGGUUGGUCCUAAAAAGAUGGCAACGUUCCUCAAGCAGGUGUUCGAUGGAGCUGUCGCGUCAGAACCACAACCGAGCACUACUGCACUAGAAGAGCCCUUGAGUGAACACAACCACACCGGUGCCGAUAUCGAUACUUCAAAUGAUGAGGAAGCCGUCACCGAAGCCUUAGUAAACGGAACCAAGUCUAGCUUCAACACUUCAAAGCUCGAAGAAGCAAUGGCUGCCAUCCACAUCACAGACGUCACCUCUCCGAUCCCAGCUGAAAUCAGUCUCGAGCCCAUCACCUCUCUAACCUCCGCACCCAUUCCUCCCUCGCCCUCAGAUCCACCCGCGCAACACGUCCUCUGCGUAGACGACAACGCCAUAAACCUCAAGAUCAUCACUACGACUGUCAAAAAGCUCAGCCUGACCUGCGCCGCCGCCAUUAACGGCCUCGACGCCCUCAACGCUUACAAAGCCACCCCAACCCCCUUCACGACCAUCUUCAUGGACAUCAACAUGCCUAUCAUGGACGGCUUUGAAGCGACCCGCAACAUCCGCGAGUACGAGCGCGCGAACCAACUGCCGCACUGCCAGAUUGUGGCCCUGACGGGCUUGGGGAGCGCAAGCUCGCAGCACGAGGCGCUGAACUGUGGGGUGGAUCUGUUUCUGACGAAGCCGGUGCCGAUGAAGACGCUCAAGGGCAUCUUAGGGGGCACCGUCGGGAAGAGGGAGAAUGGAUGACAAAGAGAGCCAGUAAGUGGGAAGGAAUAGACUUCAUGGGAUUUGCGUCUCCCGUGUUUUGUUUCAAGCAAUAUAUACCCGUAGUUCAAGGCUCGUUGCACGCAUUAAAAGGGAAAAGAUCAGAAACGAGGGCGCACAUCGCGCCCCUGCCACUGGACGGGAGUGCCUACAGUUUCGGCCGGAGGAUAGGCAUAGAUAGGUGUUCCAUUUUCGGCUAGUUAAUACCAGAACGUUUUGCUCAUGAUAUCUGCUUGGUUGAGCCUCAAGGUUUUGAUAAGGACUAGCGUCUUGGCGUUUGCAUCCAUCUUCGGGCAUCGAUAGCCUGACGUAGCGACUCUAAACAAUCAUCACG